Molecule: messenger RNA, 840 nt
Organism: Seminavis robusta
Lineage: Eukaryota; Bacillariophyta; Bacillariophyceae; Naviculales; Naviculaceae
Source: the annotation of a GenBank genome assembly
AUGAAUCAGUCCCCGAAAUCUGUUGCUGGAAACAUUUUUGGCACUUUUCCCUCCCAAGACCACACUCCUAAUACCAAGACAGCCGUACCAAUGACAACCAAAGUUGAUAAUGACAGAAUUCAUCAUCCGCGGUCCCUCAUUUUCGAAUUGACUGGUCUAGUGGGUGAACUUGCCUGUGUCUUUUUGAAACAUGUUCCUUUGGAUCCUGAGCCCGGCAGCAGCAAGGAAGCGUCGUCAUUGGAAACGCAUUCCAAUGACAAGGAACAAGAUGAUUUUGUCAUUUCCAAACCCACUGCGAACGAAGAAGUAGCUCGGUCCAUGGGAAAGAUUCUCCUCAAGCUCUUUGAGCUAAGCCACUCCUUGUCCAUCAAACUAGGAGGAGCCAUUCGGCGAAAGAUGGCACUCAACAAUAAGAAAUACCCAGCAGAAAUCUGCCGAGGGAAGGCCGGGAAGUAUACAGAGUAUUCCUCCAUCACUGGCAUUAGCAAGGAGGUCGGACAAUCUACGCUCCACGAAAAUGAAGAAGAUUCGGAGCAGGAAACCUUGUCAAGCUUCCUCGAGUCAUUGGAGUCUCUGCGAGAAGACAUCAGCCAAUUUGCGCGUGCGAGGGAAUGGGCACGCUACCAUACCCCUCGGAACUUGGUUCUUGCCCUUCUAGGAGAGCUAGGUGAACUAGCCGAAUUGUUUCAGUGGCGAGGAGAUAGUAGCGGAAUUGAGAGUAUCAGUGCAAAGGACUUGGAUAAGAUUGGGCAGGAAUUGGCGGAUGUCACCAUCUACUUGCUGCGAUUGUCCGAUGUCUGCGGAGUGGAUCUCAAAUGCGAAGUAGAAGAAUCACUAUGA